This is a messenger RNA of Saccostrea cuccullata (small rock oyster), 1233 nucleotides long. Its product is annotated as sperm microtubule inner protein 8-like. NCBI's taxonomy places the organism in Eukaryota, Metazoa, Mollusca, Bivalvia, Ostreida, Ostreidae. The coding region runs from base 178 to 795 and encodes 205 amino acids. The transcript has 7 exons. The record is from RefSeq and is a predicted model, not a curated record.
AAGUGUGACGUCACAAUAUACCCGGCGUUCUUGGGUUUCACCAUAACUCAGAACUAAUGUACGAUACCUGGAUUAAAACCCCAGACGAACAUAAGAGCCACUUUACACAGGUGUCUGACAAUAAAAAGACACACACGACUUUAAAACGAUCAGGGAUAUUUAUUGAAGUCGCGAAAAAUGACAACUGUCGGAGUUGAUCCUGUACACCAAGGGGCCUACCCGAUGAAGAUCCCCAGCUACUCUUACCAGUAUCCCUCCCACCGCAGGGUGCAGCUCGCGGCGGUCAAGGAGGGGCUCUUCCACCCCCGACUCCCCAGCUUUAGGAGGAUGGAUAUGGACACGGCCGGACAUAAGCUCCCGGACGAGCACUGCCGUACCACUACAACUUGUGGACCAGAUGAUUUCCAGAGAGCCACGUCCACAUUAAUGGAGCCCCCGGUGAAGAAUCUCUCCAGUCUGGAAAUAACAUCAACAGGAAAACAGCUACAUAAGCACUACACUACACCAGAAGAACUCAAACGUGCCCGCACAGAGUGGUCCGAUUUCCUGAAUAGGUCCCCCGAGAGGUUUAAUAUUAAGUUACCAGAACUCCCUAAUAGCAAAGAUCAGCGAUUUGUUGGAUAUGCUGUGCGAUAUCUACGACCUGAGGUCACACAGUCCUGGAAGUAUACUCUGCGUCAAGAACCAACAUUGGAUCAAUAUGGCCAAAGACCAAUUCCAGCUAAUAUCUAUGCUAGAUACAGGGACACUUAUCCUCAGUAUAGCCGGAACAUAGCAUCCGAAGCCUGGCGGUAAACUCCGGACAACCCUGAACAAUCCGAAAUCUUAGUCUGUCAUUUCAUUGUUAUAUCUUGUUUGUUUUCAUUAUACCUGCUCAGUAUUGACGGAACGUUAAUGUUUUUUUCAUUCUCCAUCAGUAUUACAGAUUAUAGUAUUAGACAAUGUACAUGAUUUGUUAUCUCUCACAAAUUUGCUUGUUAUAUAUGUAUUAGUUUUUUUUUUAAAUAUUGAUUGAUACAUGGUAUAUAAAUGUAUUAAUUGAAUGUUUGCACUUUAAAGUAUUAGUAAACAAAAGUAUUACAAAAUAUAGAUUGAUCUUGUUCAAAAUGCUUGUUUAGGCUUCAUGCCAGCUUUUAAUGUAUUGCAUACAGUAUUAUCAUCUGCUCAAUUUGUACCCAGUACAAAUACAUUUAUAUAGAUCUAAAAUAAAAGUGUUUUUUCAUGAAAUCGUUA